Molecule: messenger RNA, 1441 nt
Organism: Pyricularia oryzae 70-15
Lineage: Eukaryota; Fungi; Ascomycota; Sordariomycetes; Magnaporthales; Pyriculariaceae
Exons: 1
Coding region: 220-858 (212 amino acids)
Biological process (GO): RNA processing
Source: RefSeq, a predicted model, not a curated record
AACGUACAACCCCCAAGUAUCAAAAACUCACCUAGGUGCUUUCUUACAAGCCUAUCCGGAAUGCAUUCGAAAAAAAAGGUCUAUACCUUUUUUUCGAUGCCUGUGUCCAUGAUCACCAUCAAGAAACUCCUUCAAACCGACUCAUGAUAUAGCCCAUCUCUUUCUCUCUCACCUUUCUUUCUCGUCAUUUCAAAGACUCGUCCGACCAACCGCCAGAACAUGGCGCAGACUGAGCAACUCGCCGGCCAGAUGGGCUUCCUGACGGACGCCGCCCACUUGCUGGCCCGCUCGGCCCCAGAAACGUCUGCAUACCUGCUGUCGCAACGCAACGCCGUGCUUUUGAGUCAUGACGUGAUACCAUCUGACUCUCAAAAGGAGCACGUCUGCGGUGGAUGCGGCCACAUCAUGAUCCCUGGGCAUGGUGAUUUCCUGAAAAUCCAUGUCGAGAAGGCAGUGCUGCGACGAAGGAGCGGCAGUAGAAUAACCCUGGGUCAGCAGCAGCAACAGCCGAAGCAGGGACGCAAGGAGCGUUGGGCGGGCCCGGCCAAGGUUUACACGUGUGGCAUGUGCCAUAGGUACACCAAGCUCGGGCUCUCGGCGCCGGAACCCAUCAGGCGGCGAAGGAAGCGACCGACGGUCGAGGUCCAGGGACAGGCGCCUAUGGCGUCCAAGGCGGGCGUGGACAAGACUGGACAGCAAGCAUCAAAUAUCACGCCAGGUACGAUGCCCUCUGCCAACGCGAGCAGCAAGAAGCGCGCAAAGAAUCGAAAGGCGGGCCUGCAGGCCCUUCUGAGCCAAAAACAGAACGAGACGGCGAACAAGUCAGGCCUUAGUCUUGCGGAUUUCCUAAGCAAGUGACGAGGACGCUGGCGACUGUCGCGGCAAUUUCAUGCAUUAUGAGAUUGCGCGACCCAAAGUAUCUGAGCCGGAACAUCGUCCCCGCUUCAUCGCUGAGGUGGUCUUUGGAGUGAGAUGCGUCCCGCUCCUCCUGUGCUUGAUACUCUGGGGUCAACGCCUCUAGGCUGGCCAAUUGAACGCAUCGCCAGGCUAAGCACGGGACCUGUCCAGAUGGACUUGUGUGGUCGUCAGCUCUGGAAGGUUGGACCUAUCCAAGACCGACCAGAUCACGGUUCAAAGGCCGAAUGAGGGCCUAGCCAGACAACUAAGAUACAUGGCUUCCUACGAAUUACAGACAGACCGCCUAGCUAGUAAGAGAGCUAACUGAGGCUGUGUAUUCUUGGAGGGAGGAAUGGGCGAGGCUUGGACUGUAUCACCAGUUCCCACUAUUGAAUUGGGCAGGUUGAUUUUCAUAUGACUCCGAUACCCUGGUUCCGCUGAGAAUUGGGUUUCAUGCAGUGUAGAACAGUUGACCAGACCGCUGAGUAUGCGCCGUCUAAAUGAUUCGUCAGUCCUUGAUGGGGGGGGGGGGGGGGGGGGGGCC